Molecule: messenger RNA, 970 nt
Organism: Anoplopoma fimbria (sablefish)
Lineage: Eukaryota; Metazoa; Chordata; Actinopteri; Perciformes; Anoplopomatidae
Gene: commd9
Product: COMM domain containing 9
Exons: 6
Coding region: 1-648 (215 amino acids)
Source: RefSeq, a predicted model, not a curated record
AUGAGCAGCAGCGCCAUGUGUCUGUCAUGUGACGCUCACGUGACGUCACACGUCAACAUGGCCGCCGCUGUGUCCAGCGAACAUUUCGAGAACUUCCAGCUUCUCCUGAAGGCUCCGUCUAAAGACGCGGUGAGAGACGUUUGUGUUCAGAGUCACAGAGGACCGAGUCGCCGGCUCACAGAGACAACGGCAGAAACACUGAGCAUCACUGCAGCUCAGGCUGCUCAGCUGGUCCAGUCCCUCCAUGUCCUCUCUCAUCACGUCCUCUUCUACAACCUGGUCUCUCCGGAUCAGAUCCUCCAUCUGUUCCCCGACUCGUUCCACUCCAGUCUGAAGAACCUGAUCACCAAGAUCCUGCUGGAGAACAGUCCGACGUGGAGAACAGAAGCUCUCAGUGAUCAGAGUGAUCUCUCUCCCCAGCUGAAGGAGUUGGACUGGAGAGUCGACAUGGUGACCGGCUCGGACUCAGUCAGUCGGAUGUCGGUCCCGACCUGCCUGGUUCAGCUCAAGAUGGAGGACCCGUGUCCGUCGGCGGGCGACCAGCCGGUUUCCACGGUGACGGUGGAGCUGAGCCGAGAGUCUCUGGACACCAUACUGGACGGACUGGGACGCAUCAGAGACCAGCUGUCUGUGGUUGCUGGGAAGUGAGGAGCCAAGACAGCUGAUUGGUCCGUUCAGAGGAUGACAUCACGUCUUACAGUCAACAGUUUUUUUACAGACUGAAGAUGAUUUUUGUGUCGUUAACGUUAAAGAACGUUUAUUCAUCUGUUAUGAAAUAUUUACAGAAAUGUUUUAAAAACUGAUUUAUCAUCAAUCAGUUAAUAAAUAUACUAAAUAUUUCUUAGUUAAAACAGUAUAAAAAUGAUUAUUUUCCUUUUUUGUGUCUUAUUAUUUACUUUAUAAUUAUUGUUUUUUCAGAAACAAUUAAUGUCUUCUAAUAUUUGUUAUAAUUUUUUGUACAUUGUCCAGA